AACCUGCUCUCCGACAUUAAAAAGAAGGAGUCUGAGUUGAACAACGUAUCAAAAAAUGCUCAACUUUACCAGCAAGCCGUCAAGGACUAUGAGAACGAUACUGAGAAGUUCAAGUCUAUUCUGGACCUUGAAGACGGGCUGGUCCCUCAGACCUACAAGAGAAGCAGACUGGAGUCCCCUGCACUCAGGGUCAAGGAAGAGGAAUCUGCCAUUGAAGCUAAAUUCACCGAAGUGAAUGCAGUUAACAAGCAAAGGAUGGCGAAUCUGCAGUUUGCCCAAGGCCUUAUGAAUCAGCAAUCAGACGUGAUCGUCAGCAACAAUGUCCAGCAAGUCAAAUCUGCCGCUCCCGGACAAGAAGCCUGGAGGAUCGAGAGUCAACUGAAAGACGAGAUCCAGAGGAGGGAGCAGCUGGAGAAGGAUCUAGAGAAAAUCCAGACGGACAUCUACAUGUUGGAGGGUCAGAAGCCGGAGGACACCGUCGUCAAGAAGGAGAUCAUCAAGAAGGUUCCGGAUCCUACUCUGGUCGACGAGGUCCACAAUGUCCGUCAGAAACUGUCAGACGAAACCCGGGUCACCCGGGCCAUGGAAAACGAGCUGGAGGCGCUGAGGCUGAAGCUGCGCGGCAUCGAAACAGAGAUCAAAGAAGGAGCACAGCAGUACACUGUGAAGGAGGUGCUGCGUAUCGAGAGGGACCGCGGCCAGGAGGAGGAGGUGAGGAGGCUCAGGGAGGAGCUGGAAGAGCUGAGGAGGAAGAAGACCAUCAAGGACAAUGAGGUGAUCCAGAUCACCAAGCAGGUGACGCUCCUGGCACAGCAGAAGUCCAAGGAGCAGGAGGUGAUCACAGAGGAGGAGGUGAUUAAAGUGCAGAAUGACCCACAACUGGAGAACGAGUACCGCAUCCUCUUGGACAGGAAGCAGAAGGAGCAGGAGGCCAGGAAGCAACUGGAGGACGAGCUGCGCUUCCUCCAGGACAAGCUCCGCAGGCUGGAGAAGGAGAAGUCCAUGGCCGAGGAGAAAAUCUCCAUCAAGGAGGUGCUGAAGGUGGAGAAGGAUAUCGCCUUUGAGAGAGAGGUAGAGAAUCUCAGGAUGCAACACGAGGAUGAGAAGUCCAAGCACCGGUCUUCCCAAAGGGAGCGCGCCGACCUCCAGAGGAAGAUCUCCAGCCUAGAGGAGGAAAAGUCAAGGGUCAUAGUUCAGGAGAAGGUGAGGGAGAUCGUCAGGCCUGACCCCAAGGCUGAGGCUGAAGUGGCCAACCUACGCAUGGAACUGGUGGAGCACCAGAGGAGAUACAGAGACGCCGACCAGCAGCUGAAGUCCCACCAGGACGAGCUGAAGAUGCUGAGAAACAGAGGUCCGCAGAUCGAGAUCAAGGAGAUCAUCAAGGAAGUCAUCAAGUACAAGACGGACCCGCAGACCGAGAGGGAGCUGGAGAAACUCCGCAACGAGAUUGUGGACAAGACGCACCAGACGGAGAAGUCAGAGAUGGAGAUCAGGCAGCUGAGGGACGAGAUUCAGCGGUGGAAGGACACCAAGCCCCAGGUGCAAAUUAAAGAGGUGGUUAACGAGGUGCUGGAGUACAAAGAAAACCCCAAAACCAAGGAGGAGAUUGAGAUCCUGAAGAGGAAGCUGGCGGACGAGCAGAAGAAACGCCUGGACCUGGAGAGGGAGCGAUCAGCUAAUGAGGAGAAGAUCCGGCUAAGGAAGAUCGACCUGUCCCAGGUCAGGGAGAAGGUGGUCCAACAGGAGGUGGUUAAGAUUGAGGAGGACCCAUUACUGAGGUCAGAGUGCACCACCUUCACACAGAACAUCAACAAUGAACAGAGGCAGAGGGAGACCCUGAAAGAGGAGCUCUUCCAACUUCAGAGGCAGAAGGCCAACCUGGACGCACAGCUGGAGGAGCUGGAGCGAGAACGCCGAGCUAGGCGCGAUGCAGAGCUGGAGAUCCAGAGGCUGAGGGUCAGGCUGAACGAGAUGGAGGUCAGGGACAAGGAGAACAGGGAGAGGGUCACAGUGAAACAGAUGGUGGUUCUCCAGCAGGACCCCCAGCAAGAGAAAGAGCACUCCAUCCUCAAGCUGCAGGUGGAGGAGGAAAGACACAAGCGCACCCUGCUGGAAAAGGAGCUGAAUGUCCUGCUCCAGCAGCAGGUCACCCUGGAGAGGACAGUGGUGAAGGAGAAGGUGGUGCGCACCGAGACCAUCCAGGUAGAGAAGGACCCGGAGGCUGAGCUGGAGAUCGAGAAGAUGACGAGGACGCUGGAACAGGAGAAGAGGAGGAGGCUGGAGCUGGACCAGGAGCUGGGCAGCCUCAAGUCCCGCCUGUCCGACAUGGAGUUCACCAACACCAAGUCGUCCAAGGAGCUGGACUACAUCCGCGACGAGAGCAGCCGCCUCCAGCAGGAGAACCAGAGGCUACAGAAUGACAUCCGCAGGCUGCAGUCCGAGAUCCAGAUCACCUCCACGGAGACCCGGAGCAUCUCCAACUCGGCCCCCAUGGAGAGCGGGAAGAACCUAGAGCUGAGGCUGGACUCACUGCAGAGGGAGCUGGCCGACCUGAGGGCCAUCACCAGCCAGAAGGAUGAGGAGAUCGAGAAGCUACAGAGGAGCCUCUCGGCUAUCCAGAUCAAGAGGGAGCAGAGGGAGAGCCACCUGAGGAGAUCCAUUGUGGUCAUCGACCCCGACUCGGGUAAGGAGAUGAGGCCGGAGGAGGCCUACAAGCUGGGGCUGAUCGACUGGAAGAUGUUUGUGAACCUCCAGAGCCAGGAGUGCGACUGGGAGGAGAUCAGUGUCAAGGGCCCCAAGGGGGAGUCCUCUGUUCUCCACGACAGGAAGUCUGGGAAGAAGUUCUCCAUUGAAGACGCCCUGAAGGCUGGGAACAUCACCAACCGCCAGCUGCAGCAGUACCAUGACAAGGAGAUCACCAUCCAGGAGUUCGGCGUCAUGGUGUCAGGAAAGACCAAGUGAAAAAGAAACAUCUGAACAAAACUACUUUUCUAACAGUCUGUGUUUCUGACGACCAUGAGUUUGAAAUGUGUGCGGUUUCUUGAUUUUGGAUUUCACUAGUUUUUGAAUCUUCCAAAAUGUUUUAAUUCUGACGUACUUGAUCUAACAUUAAACAACAUGUUAGUUUUAUAUGUAUACUUCCUCCUCUCUCUCUCUCUCUCUCUCUCUCUCUACAUUGCACUGUUAUAUUUAUUUUCAAACGCAUAAUACACUAUAAAUACACAAACUGGUGUUCUGGUUUUAAAUGAGGGUUGGUAUGGCUGUGUUUAUAGCCAGUCAAAGGGUUGUAGAAGGGUUUUCUGUUUGUCCCUGGAAUACGCUUGUUCAACUACUUACACUGGGUACAGGGUUAGAGGUAGUACUUUAAAUAUCUUUGUUUUGAACGUGGGAUUGAAUUUACAUACACAAGGAUAUGAACGGAUAUUGGUAAUGUCUGUCUGUGGUAUGCUACUGUAAAACGGUCUCUCAGUUGUCCUGUUUUACAUGUCUUACAUAAGAAAUAAAACUGUUCAAUGGUAAAGGG
Molecule: messenger RNA, 3523 nt
Organism: Salvelinus fontinalis (brook trout)
Lineage: Eukaryota; Metazoa; Chordata; Actinopteri; Salmoniformes; Salmonidae
Gene: ppl
Product: periplakin
Biological process (GO): intermediate filament cytoskeleton organization; wound healing
Cellular component (GO): cytoskeleton; membrane; intermediate filament
Molecular function (GO): structural molecule activity; cadherin binding
Source: RefSeq, a predicted model, not a curated record